GCGGUGGCUCCCGCCUAUUCUCCGAGCUGCUCCCGGUGCCGCGGCAUGGCGGCUCACUGCUCUCUGCAGGCCAAGCGCCUGCUCCUGGACCCCAAAUUCGAGGGUUACAAGCUGUCUCUGGAGCCGCUGGCCUGCUACCAGCUGGAGCUCGACGCGGCUGUAGCAGAAGUGAAGCUUCGUGAUGAUCAAUAUACCCUUGACCACAUGCGUGCUUUUGGCAUGUAUAAUUAUCUUCAUCUUGAUUCCUGGUACCAGGAUAAUGUCUACUAUGUUGAUCAGUUUGGAAGGAUUAUGAAUCUGUCAGUGACUCUGGACACUGCUCUACAAAAACCGAGAGAAGUUUUCCGGCUACCUACAGAUCUGACAGCUUAUGAUAAUCGCCUUUGUGCCUCAAUACACUUCUCAUCUUACACAUGGGUUACCCUUUCUGAUGGUACAGGAAGACUGUAUUUAAUUAAAUCAGGCAAGCGUGGAAACAGUACAUCUGAAAAGUGGGAGAUUGUGUUUAAUGAAGAACUAGGAAGUCCAUUUACUAUAGUACACAGUGUUUCAUUUGUAAAAUCUGAUACUCAUUCAGUAGCUGUGCUGCUGCUUAGGGUAGAAAAAGAUGAAUUGGACACAAAAGGAAGUGGAUUUCAUAUUACCUUGGAAUGGGUUACAAUUGCAGAGAGAAGCAAAGAGGGUGAUCACAGGUAUGAAAUCUUGAAAAGGCGAGUUUUGCAAGGAAAAUCAGUCCCCCAUUAUGCAGCAGUAGAGCCAAGCGGGGAUGGUUUAAUGAUUGUUUCCUACAAACCAUUCAAAUUUAUGCAAGGUGAAGACAACAAAUCAGAAGAAAAUGAUGAUGCAGAAGCAACAAAGGAAAAGAAAGUUGCAGACCCUCUCUAUUACUGGCAGCAGACCGAAGAUGAUGUUACAAUAACAGUUCACAUUCCUGAAGACAUCACUAAGGAUGACAUAAAAGUACGCUUUUCCCCUGAUAACAUAUGUGUUAUACUGAAAGAUCAGCCUCCCUUAAUGGAAGGAAAACUGUAUUCAUCUGUGGACCAUGAAAGCUGCACAUGGAUAAUUAGAGAGAACAAAAGUUUGGAAAUUUCUCUAAUUAAGAAAAAUGAGGGACCCCAGUGGCCAGAGCUGAUAGUUGGUGACACAAGAGGGGAAUUCAUUAUGGACUCUUCGCAAUGCUCUGAAAUAUCUGAAAGCCUGAUGCAUCUUACCUCUGAAGUAAUGAAUCCAAACCCUGAGAAGGAAAAUCCACCUUGUAAUGCUCAAGAAUUAGAAGAAUGCGAUGCUUUUCUUGAAGAUAGUGCAAGCUUGUGCAGAUUUGAUGGUGAUACCUUGAAAAUCACUCAUGUAAUUAAUCUUGGGAGCAACCAGUAUCUUUUCUCAGUUGUUGUGGAUCCCAAAGAAAUGCCAUGCUUCUGCCUGAGGCAUGAUGUUGAUGCUCUUCUCUGGCAGCCCCACUCUGACCAACCAGAGAACAUGUGGGAACACAUUGCAACUUUUAAUGCUUUAGGUUACGUCCAAGCAUCAAAGCAAGACAAGAAGUUCAUGGCUUGUGCUCCAGAUUAUUCCUACGCUGCUCUCUGUGAGUGUUUACGACGAGUUUUCAUCUAUCGCCAGCCGACUCCUCUGGCCACAGUUCUGUACAACAGGAAGGAAGGAAGACAAGUCGGACAGGUUGCUAAGCAGCUAGUAACAACCCUGGAAGCCAAUGAUCCUAUCUUAGGCUUUCAAGCUACAAGUGAGAGAUUAUUUGUUCUCACAACAAAAACCUUGUUUUUAAUAAAGGUGAACUCUGGAAAUUAAUUUAUUCAGUAUAUUCUGCUGCAGUUUGUGUUAAUGAUUUGUUAAAGAAUUGGCAAGGUAAAUGCUCUGAGAAGUUCAGAACUAUCUGCUGAAGCUUAAAAAGGGGAAUCAAAAUUUUUCAUUAAAAUUUAUCUGUAAGAUAGAAAGUUUUUCAACUUGGCUGUCUCUGAAGUAAGCUUUUUCAGAUCUAUGGGAAGAUGUCUUCUGCACUAACAGCUUUCUCAAAGCAGUUUUCAGAAGCUGCUACUGCAUAGGUGGAUAGAUUUAUGCAUUAUUUUUUCCAACUGUUUCCCAUACUUGUGAAUUUUGAGAAUUCAUUUCUGUUUUUAAAUGCCACUGUUUACCUAUGAAAAAAGUAGUCAGAUAAAAAAGAUAAAGCCUUUUGUUGCAAGCAUACAAUAUACAAAGAAGUGUGUAUCGUAAGGAAAAGAAAUCCCAAAUUCCAGUGCUGUUGUCCAAAAAAAAAAUUAUUUAAUAUUUCAAUAUUCAGUAGCAUCAAGUGAAAUGUAAAUGGAAUGAAUGGAAUAUUAUGUUUCUUAUACAGGUAAUUAAUUCAAAUGGAAUCAUUUUGUUGCAUAUGCAAAUUUAGAUUAUUGACUUGGGACUUAACACUUGCAGUAAAAUUUGUUCGUAUUUCAGGAGACACUAGAAUAGCUUUUAGUAGCUUUUUCCUGAAGCAAAGUAAGGGUCAGUGUGAUUACCCAUUGGUGGUAUUAGUUUUAUUUUAAAUAGACAUUGUCAAUACAGUUAAACCAAAAACGGGUCAGUUGUGACGGCUCCACCCUGGGGUGUUUUGCAUUCUUUUAUUCAUAUUUUACUUACAACCCCAUAGCAAAGAAUGUCUCAUAUGUUGUGUACUGGCAGGAAAGCUGUUGUGAUCUGUUGUACCAAAGUACUGAGACAGCCACAGAUUACUGAGACAGACACAAUUGUAACAGGUGGCCUAAUGGUGCAUCUCUUAUUUCAGACCUCUGUAAAAAUCUACUUGUGAGGAAAAUAAGCGUUCCUUUUUUAUGGACUUACAGUUUCUUAGUUGUGAUUGUUUUGACUCUCCUGUAAAUUCUCCAGACUUGUGUCAGUGAAAUUAUUAAAUCAUGUAGUGAGAACUGAAGAGGGAGACAAGCAGUUUCGACUUGCAGAAAUGCCUCCAAAUGCAGGAGCCUUUCAAGGAACCUGAUUUUCCUCCUCCAUGCAGCAGUAUUGUAUAUCCAGUAGUGUCAAGUUUUUUAUCUGCGUAAGUUAAAACAGACUUUGAUUUGCAGACCUUCCCUUCUCAUUCUGGUGUUUGGUGGUUGUUCUGAUUUGUUUGUUUUUGUGUUUUGUUUUUUUUUUAACUGACUUGAAAAUGUUUUUUAAAAAGGCUCAGUGAAUGUAUUACUGUUCCGUGUGUGGUUUGCAUCUACAUUGUCAUUGUUGGGCAGUAAUGUCAAACAAGGUGGUAGAGUUCAUGCGGAGCUCCAUCAAAAAAGGUUUUAUAUAGAUGAUUACUUUGCAACAUAAAGUGCUUAUAGAUUUAUAUGAAUAUUACUUAGUAACCUGAGAUUUAAUCAUUGGGAACACAGAGUUAGGAACACUGUGAUAUUUGGGGAAUGCAGGAAUAAAGGAGAAGGGGUUUUGUCACCUCAGGUCUAUUGCAGGCAGCUUCAGUAUAGAUGAAGAAUUUCAGCACUUCUUUCUCAAAAUCUUAUUGCUGUGGGUGAUACCUGGAAACUUGUGCUGUGUCCUGCAAAAAGAGAAAACAAAGUCAAGUAAAAUGGUUACCUCCUCAGAGGCAGAAUUAUGAUAUGGAAUGACAACUCAAGGGAGUUCUUGUUUGCUCCUGGGAAAAACUGAACAUGGGGAAGAAGUUCAGCCCUUUAUCCCAUAUAACUCAUCUAUUGCAGUCAUGGUGUUGUUGGAAAGGAAAUGUCGGAUAGUCUCUCUUCUAUUUUGCUUUCUGUGAGAGUUAAGGUUAUUGUAUUAGUUAAAGGAUUUGUUGCCUUGAGGAGCCUUGCAUGCAUGUUGCACAGCAAGCUACCAGAAUGAAAUGGAUGCAAGCCACAGGGAGGCAUUUCCUAUCAGCAUUUCCAUUUCUGUGUACACUUAAUUUUAAUCCUUAUUUGUUUAGUGUAUUAAUGUACGUUUAUACAAAGUAUGGAAGUGGAUAUUUAAAAGAGGUGGUUUUCUGAGAACCUUACUUCAAUUUUUUAUUUCUUGAAAUCUUACAUUUUAAGACCCAGUACUUCCUGAGAGGUCCCAAUCACAGUCUGUUUACAGAAUUUCUGUGAAAACUUUUGGCCUUUAUAGACUUGCAUUAUUUAUUUCUAAUAUUCUUUUUCAGUGUUUUCCUUGGCUGUGUAUUUGGAAUGUAUCAUGCAUUUUCUUUACUAGUUUAAAUAAAUGGAAAAAAAUGUUA
Neopsephotus bourkii (Bourke's parrot) is the source of this 4201-nucleotide messenger RNA. It is a transcript of the gene NUDCD1, whose product is annotated as NudC domain containing 1. The transcript is spliced from 10 exons. The record is from RefSeq and is a predicted model, not a curated record. NCBI's taxonomy places the organism in Eukaryota, Metazoa, Chordata, Aves, Psittaciformes, Psittacidae. The coding region runs from base 46 to 1806 and encodes 586 amino acids.